AUGAGCGUUGAAGACACUCCAUUUGUUCCAACAGUCACUGCAAUUUCCUCUACCCCAGAUUUCCAGUGGAUGGUCCAGCCUACGAUUAUUACAUCUGUCUCCCCGUCUCUGGGUAGCAAGCAAGCCAAUGAACCACAAAGCUCUCACCAGGCAACACCCAAAGUGGGCGGGAGUAAGGGCAAAAAUGCUGUCAGAAAGGGGAAAACAGAGCAGCUGUCUCCAGAGGAGGAAGAGAAAAAGAGGGUGAGGAGGGAGAGGAAUAAAAUGGCUGCAGCAAAGUGUCGCAACAGACGGAGGGAACUCACGGAUACACUGCAAACUGAGACAGACAAGCUGGAGGAGGAAAAAGCAGCCCUGGAGACGGAAAUAGCCAACCUCAUCAAAGAGAAAGAGCGGCUUGAAUUUAUCCUUGCCACACACAAGCCAGUGUGCCAGAUGACAGAAGAAUUGGAGUCUAUUUUCCAGGAGCCCACAGGGUCCCCGGGGCUACCGCCCAGUCCAGACGAGGACAGACUUCCAGAGGAUGGCACCCAGGAAGCUCCUUCGCUCCAGGACAUGGACAUCCCCAGUGAUCCGUCCACAGCCAUCUCUGGGAACUCCAAUAUCUUGCUGUGCGCCAGCGCUGAAAUCAACAUCUGCGAUCUUGAGCCCUCCCUGGACAUUAAGGAGGGGCUACUGGAAAAUAUGCUCCCCAGUUUGGAGGAGAAAACCCCCUUGGAGACGGCUCGAUCUGUGCCAGACAUAGAUCUGAGCAGCUCUCUUGGGGUCUCGGACUGGGAGACCCUGUACAAGUCUGUCUCCAGCGACCUGGAGCCUCUCAGCACUCCUGUGGUGACCUCCACCCCCACCUGCAGCAGCUACCUGUCUGUGUUCACAUUUGCGUGUCCCGAGCUGGACUCUCUCACAGAGGAACUAGACAGCCAUAAAGGUGGAGGGGGCAAAGCUGAGUCUGUCGACAUCCUCAACUCUCCAACUCUCCUCGCCUUAUAAUGUACAGAGGGAAGUGAUCUGUGUGAUCUCUCUGUUUCUCUUUCUGUUUGCAGGUCCUUUGACUUUGAAACGAUAUGACCAACAUAUGCUGUAACACUUCAAGGAGUACAUUCAUGAACUGUCUUGUGUGUGACUAAACAAACAUAUAAACUUUAUUUCCAGAUACAUAGCCAACAGAGUGAUGUAGCCAAAAGCAUGGCUUUUGCUUUUACAGGAGGAACUGGAGUAAGUUUUGAUUUUAAAACGCAUGCUGAGAAAUUCCAAAUAAUUUUCAAAGCCUAUAUAUAUACAUAUAUAUAUAUCUAUACGAUCUGUUACUAGAUCUAAGAUGUAAUGUGGAAUUUAAUGUAUCAGUAUGGUUUUGUGUUUUGGUGUCAACAGUGUAUCGAUUGCUGUAAAUGUUGUAUUUACAUAUUCAUCCAUGUCAAGUACCUGCGUACCUCAAUGUCAUCGACUGUGGUUUGACCUCAUUGAAAGUUUUCCAUGAAAACAUCCAGUGCUAUACUAUAUAUCUUAUCAAGAUGUAACUUAUGAUUUAUUUUUUUACCUUUCAGACUUUGACUUAUUUGUUAAACUUAAAAAAAAGAGUAAAAAUGAGCAUUGAUUGCUUAUCUAUGCUGCUGAAUAAUUACAAUAAAUCAACAUUCA
Epinephelus moara (kelp grouper) is the source of this 1638-nucleotide messenger RNA. It is a transcript of the gene fosaa, whose product is annotated as v-fos FBJ murine osteosarcoma viral oncogene homolog Aa. Gene Ontology annotation, cellular component: nucleus. NCBI's taxonomy places the organism in Eukaryota, Metazoa, Chordata, Actinopteri, Perciformes, Serranidae. Bases 1 to 990 code for a protein of 329 amino acids. The record is from RefSeq and is a predicted model, not a curated record. The transcript is spliced from 3 exons. Gene Ontology annotation, molecular function: RNA polymerase II cis-regulatory region sequence-specific DNA binding; DNA-binding transcription factor activity, RNA polymerase II-specific. Gene Ontology annotation, biological process: regulation of transcription by RNA polymerase II.